Lagopus muta (rock ptarmigan) is the source of this 3378-nucleotide messenger RNA. RefSeq names its product Hermansky-Pudlak syndrome 3 protein-like. The transcript has 7 exons. Bases 132 to 1361 code for a protein of 409 amino acids. The record is from RefSeq and is a predicted model, not a curated record. Gene Ontology annotation, cellular component: cytoplasm. NCBI's taxonomy places the organism in Eukaryota, Metazoa, Chordata, Aves, Galliformes, Phasianidae. Gene Ontology annotation, biological process: organelle organization.
AGCUGCGCUCGGCGUCCUGCGCCCCGCCCCCGAGGAGCGCCGCGCGCUGCGGAAGGGCGCGCGGAGGCGGAAGGUGGCGAGGCGGGGCGCCGCCGCAGGAAACCUCCGAGCGGUGCCGGUGUUCGGCGGCCAUGGUGCGGCUUUACAACUUGCACCCGUUCGGGUCGCAGAGAGUAGUGCCCUGCAAGCAGGAGCCGGCGCAGUUCUGCCGCGGCCGCGACGUGCUGUUCGCGGCCAGCGCGGCGGCCAGCUGCGGGGUGGAGGUGUUCGCCGUACGCCGCGAGGGCCGCUGCGAGCCCUUGGGCUCCUUCGCCACCCUGGGCCCCGUGCUGCGCAUGGCGCACAGCCGUGCAGGUCAGUGCCGGGCGGGUGGCCUCUGCGAGCGCGGAGCCCGGAGCUGCUGCCUGGCCGCGGCGUCUCCUCUGAGAAGAGCGCUGCUCUUACAGUGGGCCCCCGUCGAAGUAGCGUCGGAGCUCUGGAGCCGUGUGUUUUCCUUUAACAGAGACUAUUUGGUGACGAUUGAAGAGAAAAGCAAAGCAACUUUCCUAAGAGCUUAUGUGAACUGGCGAUGCAUGUCUGCAGGCAGUUCUCGUGUUUGUGUCCGGAUGGUGGGUCACAAGAUGGAGGAGUCGUACACCGAAACCUUAAAAGAGCAGAUGUCGAUAGUGGAAAUGGCACUUUCAGAUCCUCCGCUGUGUAUUUCAUGUUGUCCUGUAAAUGGAGAUCUUCUUGUGCGCUGCAGGAAUAAGCUAGUCAUGUUCUGUUUGAAAUACCUGGUCAUAAACCAGACUUUGACAGUAUUAGACUUUGAACGCUCCUUGAUUUUACACACUGAUAACUUCAUUCCUGCCGAAGUUGCAUUUUGCGCUAGGCACAUAGCGAUAACAACAGAGUUGGAUGUUCUAAUCCUGAAACUGGACCUGGUCCAGCAUAGUGCAGACAGGGGAGAGCAAUGCUGGUGUCUUCUGGUGAGCUCAACCCAAGGGCAUUUUACACCAGACCAGUCCCCUUUUGGCUUUUGUGAAGAGACGAAGCUGCACCCUGUUCAGUUCCUCCCUGUUUACCAGGCAGGGAGUUCUAUGACAGCAAAUGAGGAAACUGAGAAGAGAGAACUACUGAGUCUCUUCUGCUUUUUUUCUUUGCCUCAUGUUGGAUAUCUCUACUCUGUUGGGAAGUUAGUAGAACUGAUUUCUACUUACCAGUGCUCGGAGAGGUCAGAGCAGGCAGUUCUUACUCCACAGUUCCUGCAUGUCAUUACAAGUGAGAGCCUGCAGUGUUACACAGUGCGGUGCAGUGCAGCAGCAGCUCGUGAUGAAGAUCCAUGCAUUGAUACAACUGUGAAGGUUUGGUUCAAGUACUGAAGCGGUGCAUUUUCUGGGAAGCACAAAGCCAUGGAACUAUACGUAUGACUCCAGAACAAAAAGUGUAGAAGGCAAUAUCAAUGACCCUAAAAUUGUUCACCCAGAAUUCCUCAACAUGUGGUGGGACACCUAUACAGUUAAUAUUUUACCCUUACUAGAACAGAAAGAAGUUGAUGAAGAAAAUACCACAAGUGCAAACCUGGAAAGCUGCACAGUCCCUGCUUGUUGGUGAUGCUUGGUGCUAUGCAUGAGAACAUCUACUUGGUUGCCCUCUUAUGUGGCCUGUUGCUUGCUUAAAGUAUGCAAAAUCUGUCUGUAUUUUUUAGUCUGCCUUUUAUUUUAGGCAGAGGUUACAGAGGCAGUGUCCCAUAUGUCGGUAUCGGCACCACCACCACCAGUAUUACCAACCAUAUCUUCAGAAGAACGCAAGGCUCGGUGGGAACAAGGCCAAGCUGACUAUAUGGGAGUGGAUUCUUUUGAUAACAUCAAGAAGAAACUGGACUCCUACCUUCAGUCGAAGUGCCAUUUUCAAACACUGGCACUACAAGGACUUGUUCCAGAACUAACAGCUAGGAAAGGUUGUAGAUGAUGGACAAUUAUGCUUGCGAGUAGCUUGAUGGAAAAAAUUCUUGGCUGAAGGCCUCUGCAGUGCUACAGAUAAAGACAGUGCUACAGAUAAAGCAAGAGCUAGGAAGCAGAAUUCAUUUUCCUUAUGUUGUGAUCAGCUGGCUCAAUGUAUUCAUUGAAACUGGGUUUGCACCUUAGCUCAUUAAGGUGAUUAGCAGUGACUCCUUUGCUUGCUAUUUUAGGUCUCAAAUGUGAUUUGUGAGAUUGCUCAUACACUAAAUGAUUGCCAUUCUGCUUUACCAUUAGUGAGAGAUAAAAGUAAUAGCACUGCUUUGAUCUUCUAGUCCCAAUUGCACUGAUGUUUUGACCAGGUUUUUACACAUAGUGCCUACAGCGUGGCAGAAUGCAUUUGUUCAGUUCUGUAUUCUUCAGGCUUAGUAAACGGAGUUUUUCUCUUACUUGAAAUCUUCAUGCAAAAAUAAAAACUUGUCAUGCUUUUCUGUUUUUUUUUGUAAACUCUUGAGAAAAUAAAAAAGAGAUCUUUGGAGCAAUCUAAAAUAACCCAACUUUGUUCAUUCCAUUCUAGCUAUCAUUAACAAAUGUCCAGCUUCUAGUUCUGUAAUUUUUAAUGGAGUAUGUAAUCAAGUGCCAGGUUGCUGCUGGAAGAAGUACCUGCAGAAUGGAGCUAAGAGAAUCUGUAUUUUGGUUACUGAAGAACAAUCUGUAACGUGAUACUGUUUUUAAAACAAACAGUAGUGAUGCUAUCUUGGCAAGUAAAGAUGAAGUAGCUGUACCUACACGGGUUAGGAAAACUCUCUCUUCCUUGUGUGCAUGGCCACCAUCAUGCCACGCGCUAUAUUUUGAGACAGAGAAAAGUAGUAAAAGUACAAGACAAAACUCACAGUGACAGCCUUCUGAAGAGAGGGUGGCUGCUGUUUGCCUUUAGUUCAGAUCCAUCCUUUAGCUACAAGUGUAAACAGAACCGAAUUACUUAGCAUUCAGUGUGGUACCUGUAAUCUGUAUUAGUCCAGAGACAUGUAUUUUCUUAUAUCUUUAUAAAGGAGGAUUUUGGCAGGAAGCUAGUAAGGGUUGUUCAGCUUUAAUCCUGGAGAUAAACAAUUAGCAACCUGCUACUGUUUGCUGGUAAGGAGAAGCUAUGAUCUGCAUGUGAGAGUUAAUUGAGGUCCUGGUCAUUGUUCAGCAAAAAAAUGGUAAAAAGGAGGUCCAGGUCAAAGUAACUUACAGCUAUUUAAAAGUUAAUAGCAUUUGAACUCUCAGUCAUAAUGUUACAACUAACCACUUUUUUUUUAUUUAUUUAUUAUUAUUUGAAGUUGUUUGGAAGCAGGAAGAGUUAGUAAUUACAAUCUACAGUGACAAAAUAUACUUUACCCAGCAAGUACAAACACUGAAGUUUGGCAUGCACACAAAUAUUCUCUGGGUAACUUUAAAG